Molecule: messenger RNA, 3008 nt
Organism: Sphaeramia orbicularis (orbiculate cardinalfish)
Lineage: Eukaryota; Metazoa; Chordata; Actinopteri; Kurtiformes; Apogonidae
Gene: cfap99
Product: cilia and flagella associated protein 99
Exons: 15
Coding region: 394-2355 (653 amino acids)
Source: RefSeq, a predicted model, not a curated record
ACUGUUAAUCUGCAUCCGACGGAUUAAAAUCACGAAUAAUACAUGUGAUAAACAAAAACGUCGAAAACAUAAACACGCACGUUUUAAUUGUUAAUUCUUCUAUUUUGUUUGCCACAGUGGUCAGGUGUGCGGACUGGGACCGUGGGUUGGGACACAUGUUUACGCCAGUGCGUUGCUAAGCAACCACUGAACCCGGCAACGGUUCGAGCUGUAAACAAGCAGGAAAAUGACAUGAGAUGAACUUUACUGCACUUUAAUUUAGCCUUUUUUCUAUGAAUGGACGGCUUUUUUUGUGUAGCAUCACAUCAAAUCUAAUCUAAUCCAUGCAGAUGUAUUCAUAAGGCUAUAGAACUAUUGUUUUCUACGACCAAAGCUUCCUAUAGAUCGAUAAAAAUGGCUUCAAGUUAUGGAUCACUGGUAAAGGAGGCCAUGGUUCUGCUCGAUAAAUUUACUGCAAGCAGAUUGUGUUUAGAUGACUUGGUGGAAGACGCUUCUAAAAGUCUGCAGAGCAUAGAUGAUGAGCACAAGAACUUUAUUCUUGAUGUUGUUUCUGGGUGUAUUGAGCAUAAGAAGCUGCUAGAUGUUGUUAUUGACCUUUUCUAUGAGCACCAUGGAAAGGGCCUAUCCAGAGGUGAUCACAGCCUGUAUGUCGUCGUCUGCUACCUCAUCACAUUUGUCCUUGAGGACCUCGGACUUACGUGUUUUGGCGUCAUUGUCAAAUCUCUGGGCCUCAAGAAAGUGCACACAUUCCUGAAUUUCUUCUUUACAAAUCUCAUCACAUAUAUACAAGAGAAGUGGAAUACUAUGUAUGAUGCUGCCUAUGUAAAGAAACACUUGAUUAUUCCUCUGCUAAGAUGGCGCCCUGAGGUUGAUCUCGUCAUGGAUCAACUUGCUGCUAAAGUAUCUCACAGGCAUCACGUGAAGAAAGCGCCCAUGAAGACCACAGAGCCUCAGGAAUUUGCUCUCACCAAACCAAAACCUCGACCCCUGCCGAUGCCUGAACCCAUUCCACAGCAGGAAAAACACAAACCAGUACCAAAUAGCACCUACAAGAACCCCAAAGACAUGCAGAUCAUAGCAGAAAACAAACAAAAGAACCAUCACAAGGCCGAGGAACUUCUUUAUGAGGCAAAUAUGAAGCAGUUCAGAUGUAUGAACUCUCAAAAGUCAGAAAACUUCAAGAAAGUGACUUCUCAGAUUGAGGAAGACUUUGAAUCGAAGCUCAAGUUCAACUCUUUCCUCUCUUCUAGACUCCCUUCCAGCACUAAAAAGUCCACAUGGCCUGUCAAGCUCAACAGUGCAGCCAUCCUGCGACAGGGGGCGAUAUUUGACCGUCAGGUGGAGGAGGAGCUGCAGAGAGUGGAGUGUCUUGUACAGGGGGCACAAGAGCCCUCCUCUUUCCUACAGUGGCAAAAGGAAAUGCGUGAGAAGGACAAACUGGAAGAAUUGGCGAAGAUUGAGCGCAGGCGUCUGGAGGGACGCAUCAGCUACGAGGAGGCAGCUAUGGCGCGAACGCGAAUCAUGGAAUGCAACCAGAAGGCUGCAAAGCUCAAGAAAGAAGAGACAGCUGAAAUAAUGCGACGAUAUGCUGAGAAGAGGCUGAAAGAAGAAAAAGAGAUGAGAGAUUUGGUACAACAAGUGGCAGAAGGUCAUAAGAAUUCCAAAUUUGCAAAAGAGAAGAUACAAGCAUUGAAGCGAAGUAUAGUGAAAGAAGUCUCAGAGCAAAGUCAAGAACUCCUUCGCCAAGCAUUAGAGGAAGCACAGGCAGAGCUCAGCAGAAGAUUUGAAAUUAUCCGUGAAAUCCACGCUCUUGAAUCUGUUCCUCACAUCAGACACAAGUAUUUUGAUGACACAGAGACUGCAGGCCAUGAGCUGCUGGGGGAGAUGUCGCUGGCUGAGCUGAGAGAGCGUCUGGGGCUCUUGAAGGAAGCACAACAAAUGGAGCAGCAGGAGAAAUGGGAGCACAUCCAGGAGGAGAAGCACAACAAGGAACAACUACUUUUACAGCAGCUGGACACCAUCAACCUCCACAGGAAAGCACUGGCGCAGGCCGCUGCCAGCAGGAAAGAGGAGAGGAAAGCCAAGCUGGCUUCACUGCAAACGGUGACUCAGGAUGAGACAGUAUUGGCUCUGCAGAAGAAACUCGAAGAGAAACAGCAAGAACGCCAAAGACUGAAGCAAAUCAGAAAUAACAAGGCCACAACGUCUGAACAGACACACACUGUUGAAAGUAGGACACACAGCAAAAAAAGCUCGGAGGAGGAAAGCUGGAAGGACCUGGAACGGAGUUUAGAGCGUCAUAUCCAGAAGGAUGCUGCAUAUGUGGUUUCUCAGAGGGAAACACUAAAGACAUAAAUAGAUUACUUUAAAAAUAAAGGAGCAACAUACCCAGUGUGCCUGUGAACAUUUUAGAUCAUACAUCAGACAUACCUUUAACAAAUUGUGUGUCUUCUUUAUAGAUCUGUUACAUUCUUAAAUAGAAUUGAUUUGCAUGAAAUUCAUGAGUUUUCUGUUAAAUUUGCAUGUGUUUCCAUUGGCUGUAAAACAUUUUAUACUUAAGUCUCAAACAUAGUUGUGAUUUGUGUUGGUGUAAUGUAUCUAAAACAUCUACUCAAGAACUGUACAGACUGUUUUGUAGAAAAUUCUUGUGACAAAGAAAUGAAGUCAAUUUUUGUCAUGAAUUUAAGUUAAAGCCAUCGGGGCUGUCUUGUGGCAAACAUCUAGCAGAAUACACACGAGUCAUGUGUUCAACAAAUUUAAUAAAGAAAUAAAAUCUAUUCAGUUUAAUGACAAUAAAACUCAAUUUUCUGAAUAACAAGUAACAGAAUAAUUUAGAGCAUCUGACAUCAAAAAGCAAUUUAUUAACAACUAUCGGGCCAUUAAUAGAAUGUCACAUUAAAGUAAUAUUAUACUGUGUAGUAUUUCAACAAACAAUUGGAGAUGGUCUAAUAAUUAUUUCCAAAGUUGAAUAUAACCAAUAAUUCUGAGGUACCUUUAUGUCACUUGAU